AUGGGUCAAGGUCGCCGUAUGAAAAAGCAGGGCAUGCCCGAGCCCUUGGACGAGUCUCUGGUAACGAGAAAGCGAAAAGAUGCGCCCGUCGCAGCGGACCCGGAGAGAAAGAAGAGGAGCAGGACUGCUGCAAGGGAGGCGCGAGAGGCCAAGGCCAAAGCGACACCUAAGACAAGGGUUGCGGGGAAGCCUGUGAAGCCUGUCAAGACUGCCGCAGCUGUGCUCAACGGAGCGAAGGCGAAGGCCAAAGGAAAGCCUGUAAAGCAGGCUGCUUCUCCCUCUUCGGACGAGAACGAGAACGAGGAAGACGACUCCGAUUUCAUGGAUGACGAAGAUAUGGACGGUAUCAACGUUACUGGUCUCGAUGCGCUCGGUAGUGCGUCAGAAGACGACGAAUUCGACUCCGACAUCGUAGACUCUGACACUGAAGUCAGGAAAGGCGCCAUGUGGUCGGAUGACGAAGACGAAGACGACAUCGAGGAGAAGCUCACGGCAGCAAACAUCGCUGGCUUAUCCAGAAAGCUCGAUGAACAAAAGGCUAUAGAGGAUGCUGAGGCAGCUGCUGAAUUGGAGGAGAACAUGAUGCAAACCAACAUCGCUGGUGAACGGCCAAAGAUCUUGGAGGAUAGUGAAGAUGAAGAUGGAAGGCCUGUCACGAACCUUGUCACUCAGGACAUCCAACUGCUGAGGACGAGACUCACAGAUACCAUCCGUGUGUUGGACGACUUCAAAAAUCUAGCCGAAGAGGGUCGGAGUCGUGCCGAGUAUAUGGCAUCGCUAUUGAAGGAUGUCUGUGCUUACUACGGCUACUCUGAGUUCCUAGCAGACAAACUACUCAACCUUUUCCCUCCCCGCGAAGCUCAAGCCUUCUUCGAAGCCAACGAGACCCCGAGACCCAUCGUCAUCCGCACAAACACCCUCCGUACCCAUCGUCGGGAGCUUGCGCAGACACUGAUCAACCGCGGCGUCCAGCUAGAGCCAGUCGGAAAGUGGUCCAAGGUCGGCCUUCAGAUCUUCGAUACGCAGGUGCCUCUGGGUGCAACGCCCGAGUACCUGGCCGGCCACUACAUAUUGCAGGCAGCAUCUUCCUUCUUGCCCGUCAUGGCUCUCGCGCCACAGGAAAACGAGCGAGUACUGGAUAUGGCAGCUGCGCCCGGUGGCAAGACGACACAUUUGGCAGCGCUCAUGAAAAACACUGGCUGCAUCUUCGCAAACGAUGCAAACAAGGAUCGUGCCAAGGGUCUGAUAGGAAACAUUCAUCGCUUGGGCGCCAGAAACGUUAUUGUCUCUCACUACUCCGCAUUGGAGUUCCCGCGUGUCAUGGGCGGCUUUGAUCGCGUCUUGCUCGAUGCGCCAUGUUCUGGAACUGGCGUUAUUGCCAAGGACGCUAGCGUCAAGACCAACAAGACUGAGGCGGACUUUAUGAAGUUACCCCAUCUUCAGAAGCAAUUGCUGCUCGCGGCUAUCGAUUCUGUCAAUCAUUCCUCAAAGACAGGAGGAUACAUAGUCUACAGUACCUGUUCGGUGACACUCGAGGAGAACGAGCAGGUAGUGCAAUACGCUCUAAACAAACGACCCAAUGUCAAGCUUGUCGAGACGGGCCUCACGUUUGGCAAAGAAGGUUUCACAAAGAUCCAGGGCAAGAUCUUUCACCCAUCUAUGAAGAUGACAAGAAGAUAUUACCCACACACGUACAAUGUCGACGGUUUCUUCGUCGCCAAAUUCAAGAAGAUUGGGCCUACGCCACCCAACGCUGUAGGAGUCAACGAGGCUACUAAGACUAAUGGUAACGGAGGCGCCAAGAGCACAACCACGGAGAUUGAAGUCGUCGACCGCACUCCCAUUGGCGCGGACAGCGACGAGGAGUCAGACUUUGGUGGCUUCGACGACGACGAGGAUCAGAAGUAUAUGGAGCGUGCACAGGCCAAGACGAUGCGCAGGAAGGGUAGAGAUCCCAAGGCGAUUGUGCCAAAGGGCGAAAAGAGCGUUAAUGGCGAGGCAAAGGAGGCUACUAAGAAAGCCACCAAAGAGGCUUCCAAGGAAGUGCCUGUAGAGAAGAACGGUGUUGCCACAAAGGAGAAGGCGGGUCGGAAAGAGAAGAAGGGCGGUGGUGUUGAGGUUGCCAAGUCUGCAACUUCGAAUGGCGUCGCUGUAAAGGAAGUCACGGUCGAAUCGAAAAAGGCAAGGAGGAAGAGCAGCGAAAAGAAGAGCAAGGCGUAG
Molecule: messenger RNA, 2220 nt
Organism: Pyrenophora tritici-repentis Pt-1C-BFP
Lineage: Eukaryota; Fungi; Ascomycota; Dothideomycetes; Pleosporales; Pleosporaceae
Product: S-adenosylmethionine-dependent methyltransferase superfamily domain-containing protein
Biological process (GO): rRNA base methylation; maturation of LSU-rRNA
Cellular component (GO): nucleolus
Molecular function (GO): rRNA (cytosine-C5-)-methyltransferase activity; RNA binding
Source: RefSeq, a predicted model, not a curated record